UAUCAUAUGAGCUCGAGCAGGUUAACUUAGAGCGAGUGCUGCUGCUACUGUCACAAACUCUUCGUGAUGGCUGCCGUGUGGCGUUUUCGUAUAUUUGUCCGUUGUGUAGUCCGCUUCUCUGAUCGUGAUCUGUAAAUAUUUGACGAAGGAUCCUUAAUCGUGACAUAAAAGACGCCCAAAAUAAGCCAAUAUGGCUGAAACCAACCAAAAUACUGAUGGCACUGUGCAAGGAAAAGAAGAUGAAAAUACAGAGGAUUCUAAUCUGCAAAUGGAGCUCAGUGCUUUCAGGGCAGAGUGGAUGUCUGAGCUUCAACCAGGGACAGGUGAAAGGAGAAGUUUGUCUAAAACUGCUGAACUGAAGAGAAAACAGGAUUUAGCUAAAGAACAAAAGGCCCGAGAGCUGUUUUUAAAGGCAGUUGAAGAGGAACAGAAUGGAGCUGUUUAUGAAGCCAUCAAGUACUACAAGAGUGCAAUGCUUCUGGUGCCAGACAUUGAGUUUAAGAUCAACUUCAGCAGAACUCCUGAUCCAGACCGUGUUGGUGGGAGCUACUUGGAGGACAAUGGGAAUGAUGGGGAGAUAGAUGAUCUGCUGACAUACUUCCAACAGCAGCUGACACUGGAGGACGCCACCUUAAGGCUGUGUGCACCAGAGAAAGACACUUCCCAGGUGCAUAUUUCAGCUUUGCCCCUAGAGGUGCUGAUGUAUAUCUUCCGUUGGGUUGUGUCAUGUGACCUGGACCUCCGAGCCCUAGAGCAGCUCUCCAUGGUCUGCAGGGGUUUCUAUAUCUGUGCAAGGGACCCUGAGAUUUGGCGAUCUGCUUGUUUGAGAGUAUGGGGACGAAGCUGCACUAAAAUGCUGCCAUUCUUAUCCUGGAGAGAGAUGUUUUUAGAAAGGCCUCGUGUACGCUUUGAUGGAGUUUACAUCAGUAAAACUUCAUACAUCCGUCAGGGUGAAGAGUCUCUUGAUGGCUUCUACAGGGCUUGGCACCAGGUUGAGUACUACAGGUACCUCCGCUUCUUUCCCAGUGGCCAGGUGAUGAUGUUAACCACACCCGAAGAUCCCUUGGUUGCUGUUCCAAGGUUGCGCAGCAAGAACUCCAGGAUUGAAUCCAUCUUGUUCGGCCAUUAUCGGCUAUCCCAGGACACAGACAAUCAAACCAAAGUGUAUGUUGUUGUCUCCAAGAGAAAAGAGGAGAAAGUGGCAGACUACCAGAGAAGCCGGUUCUGCAGGCGGAACCCAGUCCCUGAAGCAGAACACUCCUUCCAUGUAGGACUGCAGUUGUCCUCGGGAGGGCGUCCACGCUUUAACAAACUGGUUUGGAUCCAUCAUUCAUGUCAUAUUACCUACAGAUCAACUGGAGAGACGGUCGUCACUGCAUUUGAUGUGGACAAAAUGUACACGCCUUUGUUUUUUGCACGAGUGAAGAGCUACACAGCCUUUUCGGAACGCCCGCUGUAGGGCGGCGACAUGAGAUGCAUGCAGACACUUUACUGCCAUCCUCUCACACUCUCCCUACUGCUUCCAGACUUUUCUUAUGAAUGUAAACGGAUGGUGUGAGAUUUUUAGAAUCCCAUAGUCUUAAUUGCAGCUAAAAGCAUUAUGUUUUGUUUCAUAGAUAGAUUAAGAUCUAUCAUGCUUUUAUUAUAAGAAUACAUAUAUAUGUAUGUCUAUGUACAUCUGAAUCAGCCAAAAUAAAUUACCUUACAUUAA
This is a messenger RNA of Misgurnus anguillicaudatus (oriental weatherfish), 1711 nucleotides long. NCBI's taxonomy places the organism in Eukaryota, Metazoa, Chordata, Actinopteri, Cypriniformes, Cobitidae. The record is from RefSeq and is a predicted model, not a curated record.